GCUUUCAACAGCUGGACCUUCACACAAGGAACCUCGUGUAUAGUCUGCUCAUCAAAGGGUCAAUAGCGCACAAUCAAACUCUUGUGUCAUAUGCGUGCUAUAUCAACAGCCAGUCCAACUAUCCCAAGACCUGCCCACCUCAUCUACCCCUUAUCCGUCUUUCACACUAUCUGAGGGCCGCGCGGUGAACCAUCAGAUACACAAGUGAGUGAUUCGUUUCAGUCGGCACUGUCCUCGACAGUCCCCCAGGUUCAAUUCGGUUGCUCGCAGUCAGUUCAAUCUAUCAUCACUCCAAACCAUGUAUUUCACAGCUCCAGUGGCUUCCAACACCUUCCUCGAGCUCGCCUAUUUCAUCCUUGGCGGUUUCUACCCACUUCCCUUUCUCUCCUCUCUUCUAUCUACUUAUUCGUUCCUUCGUCCCUUCAUCUCUCUCCUUGAGAAACACCUUCUGUGCUUUCACUGACAAUGGCUCCGAUAUCAAAGGACGAGCACAUCCUCCUCCUCUUCGCUUGCAUCAAGAACAGCAGAGGCCCAGGUCAGGUCGACUGGAACGGCGUAGCCACCGACACACAGCUCACUUCCAACGCCGUAGCCAAACGCUUCAACAAACUCGCCAAAGACUAUGGGGUCCGUGGAGUAUUGCGCGGUGGCACUGGCCGCGUUUCUGCUGCUGGUACCAAGAAUCGCCCUGAACAUGAAGAAGGAGAGCAAGGAGACUCGCAGGAAGAUUCGUCGGGAGCAAAAGGAAAGGGAGGCCAAAAGGGCGGCAAAGGCAGAGCUUCGAAGAAGAGAAAGAUAAGCAAGGUCGCUUCCACUUCUGAUGACGAAAGCGACGGCGACAACGAGCAAGUCGACUACGAUGCUCAAGAUGUUGUUGCUGGCGAGCAAGAGGACAUCAAGCCCGAAUUGGAUGGCGAUGACGAGGCUGUCGCUUGA
Aureobasidium pullulans EXF-150 is the source of this 936-nucleotide messenger RNA. RefSeq lists its product as uncharacterized. The transcript is spliced from 3 exons. The coding region runs from base 466 to 936 and encodes 156 amino acids. The record is from RefSeq and is a predicted model, not a curated record. Lineage: Eukaryota; Fungi; Ascomycota; Dothideomycetes; Dothideales; Saccotheciaceae.